Molecule: messenger RNA, 920 nt
Organism: Eutrema salsugineum
Lineage: Eukaryota; Viridiplantae; Streptophyta; Magnoliopsida; Brassicales; Brassicaceae
Product: universal stress protein A-like protein
Exons: 4
Coding region: 185-718 (177 amino acids)
Molecular function (GO): AMP binding
Source: RefSeq, a predicted model, not a curated record
CGUAACAGAAGGAAAAAAGGCGGCGCAUUUUAGCAGGCUUAUUAGUUGAUGAAAAAUUACGCUUUUAGACACGUCGUGAGGCGCACAGUUUGUGAUCUCCAUCAGUCAUCAGACCAGGUCCUUGUCCAAAAACCCGGACUUGUUCAUCAGAGAAUUGGAGAAGGAGACGACGAGUGUGAAAAAAAUGGAAAUUGCAAGCGAGCCGACUCGGGUGAUGGUGGCUGUGAACGAAUCGGCGAUCAAAGGCUAUCCCCACCCUUCGAUUAGCUGCAAAAGAGCUUUUGAAUGGACUCUGGAGAAGAUCGUCCGAUCCAACACAUCCGAUUUCAAGAUUCUCUUGUUCAAUGUACAAGUUGUGGACGAAGACGGUUUUGAUGAAGUAGACAGCAUAUUUACUUCUCCUGAGGAUUUCCGAGACAUGAGAGAGUCUAACAAGGCAAAAGGUCUUCACCUUCUCGAGUUUUUCGUUAAAAAAUGUCAUGAGAUUGGGGUUGGUUGCGAGGCAUGGAUCAAGAAAGGUGACCCCAAGGAUGUGAUAUGCCAAGAAGUGAGGCGGGUCCGACCAGAUCUUCUGGUUUUGGGAAGCCGUGGUCUUGGCCGGUUCCAAAAGGUUUUUGUGGGGACUGUGAGUGCCUUCUGUGUGAAACAUGCCGAGUGUCCAGUCCUCACCAUCAAACGCAAUGCCGAUGAAACUCCCAAUGAUCCAGCUGAUGACUAAACCACAACCACAACAACGUCCCAUUCCAAAAUUUUAAACUCUUCUUUGCUCUAUACAUAUACAGAGAGUGAGUGCUUUUGUGUGUACAAAUCCAAAUUCAUACCCUAUAUAUCUCUCAUAUAUAUAUUCGUAUGUGUGCAGUCUGCUACGUUUUGGUUUUAUAUCUACUAUUUCUUUAAUAUUCAAAUAACUCUAACUUUCA